Molecule: messenger RNA, 360 nt
Organism: Kazachstania africana CBS 2517
Lineage: Eukaryota; Fungi; Ascomycota; Saccharomycetes; Saccharomycetales; Saccharomycetaceae
Gene: MRPS16
Product: mitochondrial 37S ribosomal protein bS16m
Exons: 1
Coding region: 1-360 (119 amino acids)
Biological process (GO): mitochondrial translation
Cellular component (GO): ribosome; mitochondrial small ribosomal subunit
Molecular function (GO): structural constituent of ribosome
Source: RefSeq, a predicted model, not a curated record
AUGGUACGUGGGCUGGUGCGGAUUAGAUUGGCACGGUUUGGAAGAAGGAACAAUCCCGUAUAUAACAUUGUAGUGGCAAAUGCAAGUAAGGCAAGAGAUGCUAAGCCGAUAGAGGUACUUGGGACGUACAAUCCUGUACCUAAAUGGGAGAGUCCCACGGAUCGAUUGAAGGGUGUAAUGCCCAUCAAGGAAGUGAAUCUGAAUUUUGGACGGUCGAAGUACUGGAUUGGUGUCGGUGCACAACCUAGUGACACUGUGACACGAAUAUUUAAAAAAUGUGGUAUAUUGGAUGAGAAUUGGGGGUCCAUGCAUAAUAUUAUUGAGAGAGAGACAAUAUCACCACCGACAGAAAUUGACUAG